Molecule: messenger RNA, 678 nt
Organism: Prorocentrum cordatum
Lineage: Eukaryota; Dinophyceae; Prorocentrales; Prorocentraceae
Source: the annotation of a GenBank genome assembly
AUGGCACAGACGGCAGAUGAAGGCAAGGUCGUUGCAGUGUUGGCGGUUGGAUUUGGACUGGUAGGCUUCGACAGAUUUCUCAUCUCAACCAUGUUCCCCGUCAUCGCUGCAGACAUGGGCCUUGGGUACGCCGACAUUGGAAGCAUUGCCGGUGCCCUGUCACUUUCUUGGGGCACAGCAGCGCUGCUCUGUGGCAAUUUAUCCGAUCGUGUGGGCAGGAGGCGUGUACUCGUUGGCUCAUUUCUCAUGUUUUCGCUUCUCAUUGGUGCAAGUGGACUGGCCACCGGACUGUCAUCAUUAAUUAUGGUUCGUGUCCUGCUUGGUUUUGCUGACGGGGCGUUUACGCCAGCAAGCAUCUCCGCGACGAUUGAGUCCUCGUCUCCCGAGCAUGUUGGCCGCAAUAUUGGUAUACAGCAGAUGAUGUUGACGUUGUGUGGCUUGGGCAUCUCGCCACUGGCAGUUGCCGCGCUUCUUCACGUGAUGGAUUGGCGCUGGGUCUUUUCAGUGUUUGUGAUUCCUGCACUUCUGACUGCGUGGUUGACUGCACGAAUAAUUCCAGAUGCGCCAGCUGGAGCGCACAACGAGAAGCAAGGCCCACUGUCAGAUUUGAAGCUUGUGCUGUCUUACCGGAACGUCUGGAUCGCAAUGAUGACAUGCUGUGUUGGCUCGCUUGCCUGA